AUGCCAAGGUCAUCAUCAACGACAAGACGCAGGCAGCUCCAAGUAGCAGCCACAACCAAGCCUCCACGAUGCUGGACGAUCCCCAAUUACACCAAGCGGUACGACAAGGAUCCGAUGAGAAUCUUCCGGGACAUUCUCAUUUUAGCCAAUCAGCUGUUCUACUUCUUCCUCACCACCAAGUUCUAUCUCCCCUUCAUGCUCCGCCACUCCAUGAACGGCGCCGCCAGCAUCAGCAGAAUGGCCUGCGUGGACGCGAGCCGCAGAGUCCUCUUCAGGUUCGUCGUGAUCCGCAACCCGGAAGGGAUCUGCAGCAUCCCCGACGACGCCUAA
Messenger RNA from Colletotrichum orchidophilum, 330 nucleotides. RefSeq lists its product as uncharacterized. Lineage: Eukaryota; Fungi; Ascomycota; Sordariomycetes; Glomerellales; Glomerellaceae. Bases 1 to 330 code for a protein of 109 amino acids. The record is from RefSeq and is a predicted model, not a curated record. The transcript is spliced from 2 exons.